Molecule: messenger RNA, 2060 nt
Organism: Sorghum bicolor (sorghum)
Lineage: Eukaryota; Viridiplantae; Streptophyta; Magnoliopsida; Poales; Poaceae
Product: purple acid phosphatase 2
Exons: 4
Coding region: 352-1770 (472 amino acids)
Molecular function (GO): acid phosphatase activity; metal ion binding; protein binding
Source: RefSeq, a predicted model, not a curated record
CCAUCCUCAGCAUAUAAAAUGCAGCUGUAGCUCUGCAGGAGGCAGAAAAGGAUCGUUUAGUGCAUCACUAAACUGACAACAAUUUUCCCCAAAUCGAUUUGAGGGCCGGACGAUGCAUGCAUGCGUAAUGCUGUGCAAUGGCGUUUCAUCUGUCUAUCCUUGCCGCAUGGUGAUGGUUGUUGACCAGCCCUGCUGCACUGAUGGCCAGGAAUCAAACAACUAGUCAGUCGAUCGUUCUAUUUAUCCGGUCUGCUCAGUGACUGCGUGAUCCGAUUGAUCUCCAAUCCAGUUAUAGUUAGUUAGUUACAGUAGUUAGUUGAGGGAGAAGAGGGGGAAUUAAGCGAUCGAUCGAUGAGCAACAUGCUGGGGGCACGCCGCCGCCUGGGCCUCGUGCAUGUGGUCCUGGUGCUCUUCGCCGCCGCGCUCCUCGUCGCCGACGCCGGCGUGACGAGCUCGUACCGGCGGAAGCUGGAGGCGACGGUGGAGAUGCCACUGGACGCCGACGUGUUCGGCGUCCCGCUGGGCUACAAUGCCCCGCAGCAGGUGCACAUCACGCUGGGCGACAUUGAGGGCACGUCGAUGAUCGUGUCGUGGGUGACGGCCAAUGAGCUGGGCAGCAGCACCGUCUUUUACAGCGAGGCCUCGCCGGACCCGUACAUGAUGGAGCUCUGGGCGGAGGGCACCCACACGCGCUACAACUACUUCAACUACACUUCCGGCUUCAUCCACCACUGCAACCUCACAAACCUCAAGUAUGGCACCAAGUACUACUACGCCAUGGGGUUCGGCCACACGGUGAGGAGCUUCAGCUUCACCACGCCUCCCAUGCCGGGUCCUGAUGUGCCCUUCAAGUUCGGCCUCAUUGGGGACCUGGGCCAGACGUUCGACUCCAACACGACGCUGUCGCACUACGAGGCGAACGGCGGCGGCGCGGUGCUGUACGUCGGCGACCUCUCGUACGCCGACAACCGCCCGCUGCACGACAACACCCGGUGGGACACGUGGGCGCGGUUCGUGGAGCGCAGCGCGGCGCACCAGCCGUGGGUGUGGACGGUGGGCAACCACGAGCUGGACCUGGCCCCGGAGCUGGGCGAGCCGGUGCCGUUCAAGCCCUUCGCGCACCGGUACCCGACGCCGCGCCGCUUCGCGCCGGCGGCGGCGGCGCCGCCGUUCUGGUACUCGGUGCGGAUCGCCUCCGCGCACGUCAUCGUGCUGGCCUCCUACUCCGCCUACGGCAAGUACACGCCGCAGUGGAAGUGGCUGCGCGGCGAGCUGGCGCGCGUGGACCGCGCCGCCACGCCGUGGCUGAUCGUGCUCGUGCACUCGCCGUGGUACAGCAGCAACGGGUACCACUACAUGGAGGGCGAGACGAUGCGGGUGCAGUUCGAGCGGUGGCUGGUCGCCGCCAAGGCCGACCUCGUCGUCGCCGGGCACGUCCACGCGUACGAGCGCAGCCACCGCGUGUCCAACGUCGCCUACGACAUCGUCAACGGCAAGUGCACGCCCGUCCGGAGCAGGGACGCGCCCGUCUACGUCACGGUGGGCGACGGCGGCAACAUCGAGGGCGUCGCCGAUAACUUCACGCAGCCGCAGCCCGGGUACUCGGCGUUCCGGGAGGCCAGCUUCGGGCACGCCACCUUGGAGAUCAUGAACCGGACGCACGCCUACUACGCGUGGCACCGCAACCAGGACGGCGCCAUGGUCGUCGCCGACGGCGUCUGGUUCACCAACAGGUACUGGAUGCCCACUGAUGACGACGACACCAGCUGAUUGAGUGAUGAUGACAUGCAUGACAGCCAUCGUCAUCACCGGCCGGAUCUGACUGAGUCGGGUGGUAGUCAGAGGCGCGCGUUCUUCAUCAGGUGCAGAAUCAUUCAAUAUAUCUCAUCUUGCGUCGUUCUUGAUCGGUUCGAUUCAGUUGUCAUCCUUUGAUGAUAUUUGUGUCCGCCGUAAACUUUCAAGUGUAUAACAAGAUUUCAAAGACCUGUGUAGCAACUUCAUCUUUGUGUUCUCCAAAUUCUUGUUUGGUGGAAUUAUGAUAAAAAAAAAUGCUACCAUUG